AUGGAUAUACUCCUUCCAUAGACACAAGGUGAAUUAGUAUACAUUUAUAUUUCUGCUCGUAAUCUUCGAAAUUUAGAUCAUUCGAAUAUAUUAGAUUUCAGAUGUCGAGUAUACCUUAAGGAUGAUUUCAUAGGAGAAACAGAAGUCUCUAAAUCUACACUUGAUCCUGAUUUCAAAUAGCCUAUUCCAAUUAUGUAUAAGUUUAACAAAAAAUAAAAACUGAUUUUCCAAAUUGUAGAUGCUGAUUAAGAAUUGUCUAAUCAAUUAAUAACUUAAUCAAAUUAAGCAGCUCUUGUUGGAUCAUGUAAAUAACCUCUAGCUAAACUAAUGGGUGCUAGAAAUUCAUUGAGUUAACUCAAUCUAAUGAAGGGUGAUGAAAUUGUUGGAAAUAUCAUUAUUCAUGUAAGCAAAAAAGGACCUUAAGUUAUUGGAUAGAAUUAAUAAGGAUCCAAAGUUACUGAAAUAAAAUGGCGUUGGGCUGGUAUAAAACAAAUUUAAUUAUAAUAGGUGUCAAAUUGCUUGACUUAGAUUUUUUCACUAAAUCAGAUCCAUUUGCUAAAUUUUAUUCAGUCAAUGGUGAUUAAAUUGAUUUGAUCCAUUAAACUGAAAUCAUAAAAAAUAAUUUGAAUCCUAAUUGGAUGGGAUGGGAAACUACUGAAGAAUAAGCAUUUAAGAAUUCUAAGAAACUAUUUGUAGAAAUUAUGGAUUAUGAUAAGUUAGGAUCUCAAUAGGUUAAAAUAUAUAUUACAAUUAGAUUGGACAUGUAACAAUUGAUUAUAAUGAAAUUAAAAAUGAUAAAAGAACAGAAUUUCCGUUAUUAACUCCCUAAGGAAAAAAUGCUGGUACAUUAAAAAUAUUAGAAUUAACAAUUAUUGAACCACCUAUUUAGGCUACAGAAAUAGUAUAAGAAGAACCAAAAGAUCCUACAUUUCUAGACUAUCUAAUGGGUGGAUGGCAAAUGUCAUUAUCAAUAGGUAUUGAUUUUACAUUUUCAAAUUAACCUAUUACUAAACCUGAUUCACUACAUAAAAUUGAUCCAAAUAAACUAAAUUAUUAUUAAUAAGCAAUCAAAGUGAUUGGAGGAGAGAUUGUUGCAUUUGAUUAUGAUAAAGAAGUACCAGUUUAUGGAUUUGGAGGAACACCAAAAUUACCUACUUAUACAAAAAAUACAAUGGAUGAUUGUUUUCCUUUGAAUGGAAAUAAAGAUAGUCCAAGUUGUUAGGAUAUUAAAGGAAUUUUAGAUGCAUAUGUCAAUGCAGUUCCAUAAAUUGUUUUUUCAGGACCUACAUUUAUUGCAAAUGUAUUGAGUAAAGCACACUUAUUUGCAGUAGAAAAUGCUAAAAAGAAUAUAUAUACAGUAGCUAUAAUUCUAACUGAUGGAUAAAUUGAAGAUCAGUAAUUUAUCUAUAUGAUUAUUUAGAGAUGAUGCUAUAAAAGUAUUAUUACAAUGUCAGAAUUUACCAAUGUCUAUUGUCAUUAUUGGAGUUGGAGAUGAAAACUUUAAAUAUAUGAAAUAAUUUGAUGAUCCUAAAUUCCUUAAGAAACAUGCUAAAGAAAAUCAAAUAGUUAGAGAUAUCAUUCAAUUUGUUUCAUAUUAAGAUUUUAAGAAUGACAUUGAAUAAAUGAGUUCUGCAGUCUUGGAUCAAUUACCAAAAUAAUUCAUGGAUUACAUGCAUAUCAAUAACAUUUAACCUGUUAAAAUGUCAUCAGUACACAUUAGUAAAGCUAUGUGA
Molecule: messenger RNA, 1733 nt
Organism: Paramecium pentaurelia
Lineage: Eukaryota; Ciliophora; Oligohymenophorea; Peniculida; Parameciidae
Source: the annotation of a GenBank genome assembly